This is a messenger RNA of Phaedon cochleariae (mustard beetle), 477 nucleotides long. The record is from the annotation of a GenBank genome assembly. Lineage: Eukaryota; Metazoa; Arthropoda; Insecta; Coleoptera; Chrysomelidae.
AUGGUUUCAAUUAAGGCCCAUCCGAAAUACUCUUUCAAAUACGGUGUCAACGACUACCACACUGGGGACAUCAAGAGCCACCACGAGACCAGAGACGGGGAUGUGGUCAAAGGGCAAUACUCCCUGGUAGAACCAGACGGUUCGGUAAGAACCGUGGAGUACACCGCAGACAAGCACAGCGGGUUCAACGCCGUGGUACACAAGAGUGAACCUUCCAAGCACCUAGAGAGUCAUCAGAGUCAACAGCAAGAACAUCAUCUGCAGCUCCAGAAUCACCAAGAAGAUCAUGUUUUGGAAGGUCAGCACCAACAGCAUCAGGUACAGGUAGUAGAGCCUGAGGAGGAGCAGCAUGCUGAAGGGCAGUAUGACCAAGCACAGUAUGACCAAGCCGAGUAUGACCAUGCACAGUAUGACCAAGCACAGUAUGGCCAAUCACAGUAUGAUCAAGGACAUCAGUCUGAGCAGGGACACUACUAG